AUGACGGUGAUUGCUUUACCUGGCUAUUCUGGGCGGCGAAUCAAUGCGGAAGGCGCAUGCCUCAAACCACGAGUGGAUGGCUUGGUGAAAUUGCAGUUCACGGAUUGCAAAGGAAGGUUGUGUGUUGCAACGAAACGAGUGAACGCUACAUUGUCAAAGCAAGGAAAGUUGCAGUGCAAAUCAGACGAAUUUAACAUACAAAUGACGUUGAAAGAUGGACAAGUCCACAGUCUUUCAUCGAAAGUUGCUGACUUCCAAAAAGAGGCUGGUUGA
Molecule: messenger RNA, 273 nt
Organism: Ostertagia ostertagi
Lineage: Eukaryota; Metazoa; Nematoda; Chromadorea; Rhabditida; Trichostrongylidae
Source: the annotation of a GenBank genome assembly